UAAAAUAUAGAUACUAUGAGGGGGCACGUGAGGUCAACAUGGAUGCAGAGGAGCGGAGUGGCUGCUGUGCAUUGGCUGCAGAGAGGGCAGAGCAGAGCAGCUGAGGCGGUGCUUGCCUUGACAGGAGGGAUCACUCUCAGUUUCUGCUCUGCACUAGUUCGCCGCUUUCACUCCGCCGACCAACUACCUCCAUUUAAAGUUAACGGCCACUUUGCUUCGCAUCUGAAGCCGGGAUUUGGACCACGACGAUCUCACUACAGACCCGACAACGGAGCGCCUACAGAAAGGCAGGCAGUUAGUGCAGAAGCAGGCACCAUGUCCACCCCCACAAACCCAGAGGUGAAGGAACUGAACCCUGUCGACUUUAUCCAGCUACAACAGUAUAUUGAAUACUGCAGCUUGAAGGUGAAAGACGUGCUGAAGGAAUUCGAUGCAGAUGGCCGUCUGGCCCAGCACAGACAUGGAGAGUGUAUCAACGAAGAAGGCUUUCGUCUGUUCCUGAAGACUUAUUUAGAAGUGGAGGACUUCCCUGUGGAUCUCUGCCAGCGACUCUUCCACUCUUUCCAAAACUCUGAACCCACCCAGGAAGACAGUACCAAAGAGGUCUUUCUGAAGGAUGUUUCAUGUUACUUCUCUCUACUGGAGGAUGGUCAGCCAAGGGACAAACUAGAAUUUGCUUUCGGGCUCUAUGACAGAGAUGGCAAUGGGGUCCUUGACAGCUCUGAAGUGGAUCGGAUUAUUGCGCAGAUGAUGCACGCAGCAGAAUAUCUUGACUGGGAUGUGUCAGAGCUUAAGCCUGUUCUGAAGGACAUGAUGACAGCGAUCGAUGCUGACAGCAGUGGUACAGUAUCUCGAGAAGAGUGGGUCGAAGGAGGCAUGAACAACAUUCCCUUGCUGGUCUUGCUGGGCCUGAAGAUGACCCAGAAGGAUGGCCAGCAUCUUUGGAGAAUGAAACAUUUCAACAAGCCAGUUUACUGCAACGUGUGUCAGAGCAUGCUGUUGGGUCUGAGGAAGCAAGGCCUGUGCUGCACCUGCUGCAAAUACACAGUACAUGGCCGCUGUGCUAACAGGAACCCGGCCCCGUGCGCCAGGACAUACGUGAAGUCGAAGAAAGAAACGGGGGUUGCAACACAUGACUGGGUGUGUGGGAACUGUGAUUCCAGGAAGUGUGACAGGUGCCAGAAGAAGAUCAAGAGCUUCCAAGGUUUAACAGGCAAACACUGUGUGUGGUGCCACACAAUGCGCCAUGAUGAAUGUGCAAAUCAAGAGCCAACAGAGUGUACCUGUGGGCCACUCAGAGACCAUAUCCUGCCUCCAUGGGCAAUAUAUCCUGUCAUAAAGGAGAGACCAAAUAAUGUAAAGAAUGGCUGCUCAGGGUCAAUAGAUGACAGCGACCUCAAUACUACCCCUGAUGGACAAGUGCUUCAGAUCAACCCUGUGCCUAACACUCAUCCCCUUCUAGUGUUCGUCAAUCCUAAAAGUGGGGGCAAGCAGGGAGAAAGAGUCCUGCGUAAAUUUCAGUAUUUGCUGAAUCCACGGCAGGUAUACAACCUUUCAAAUGGCGGUCCCGGACCAGGACUGAGUUUCUUCAGACAUCUGCAGGAUUACAGAAUCUUGGUGUGCGGUGGAGAUGGCACAGUUGGCUGGAUUCUGGACGCAAUAGACAAAGCCAAUCUGUUGGUACGGCCGCCUGUUGCAGUGCUGCCUCUCGGUACAGGAAAUGACCUUGCAAGAUGUCUGCGUUGGGGAGGAGGAUAUGACGGUGCAGACCUGAGUGACAUUCUAAAAGACAUUGAGGGAAGCUCUCUGGUGCUGAUGGACCGCUGGAGUGUGCAGGUUAUCCCAGAUGAAAGUCAGGAGAUGGGUGACCCAGUUCCAUAUGAAAUCAUCAACAACUACUUCUCUAUUGGAGUUGAUGCAUCCAUUGCUCACCGGUUUCACACAAUGAGGGAGAAACAUCCCCAGAAAUUCAACAGCAGAAUGAAGAACAAGCUGUGGUAUUUUGAAUUUGCCACUUCAGAAACUAUCUCCGCUUCCUGUAAGAAACUGAAGGAAAGCUUGACAAUCGAGUGCUGUGGUACUCCACUGGAUCUCAGUAACCUGUCUCUUGAAGGUGUUGCUAUAUUAAACAUUCCCAGCAUGCACGGUGGUUCCAAUCUAUGGGGUGAGACCAAAAAGGUGGACACUAAGGGUUUGGCGAGUCAGGAAGAGCCUGAGGUGAUUGUCAACCCAGAAAUCCUGAAAGUGUCUUCCCAAGAUCUCAGCGACCGCCGAUUAGAGGUGGUCGGCCUCGAAGGAGCCAUGGAGAUGGGACAGAUUUACACCGGCCUUAAGAGUGCUGUGCGGUUGGCAAAAACCUCACAGAUCACCAUCAGGACAAAGAAAGCGUUACCGAUGCAGAUAGAUGGAGAGCCAUGGAUGCAGCCUCCCUGCACGAUUCACAUCACACACAAGAACCAAGCCAGUAUGUUGAUGGCUCCUCAAGCCGCCAAGUCAUCUAGUUUUUUCAACUACAAAUGAAACUGACAGAAUGAACAUGUGUAUUGUAUAUAUAGGACUGACACUUUUAUAUAUAUAUGAAAUCAAUUCGAAUGUGUAUGUUGUACAAUAAUCACACUGUAACAGUCAGAGUUAAGAUAGCAAUCUCAAAGGUUCUGCAUUUCAUAUAACCAAAGCAUGGCAUGACAAGAAUACAAACUUUAUGGUAAUAAAUGUUUGCAUUGUGAAGAAAUGUUUAUGACCAAAAUUAACAGUGUUUUUAUCAAUACUCAACACUCCCUGUCUCAGUGCUUCACAGAUAGUGGAAGUGCUUCUUUAUAGAUACUCAAAGUAUGGCUAAAGUAAAGAAUAUCCAGCUUCAUGUGCCUUUAUAAUCGAUUCUCUAUGGUAAUGGCUUAGGUAAAAGAUAUACAGAGCGUUGUGUAGGUGUGCACUUUGAGCAUAGACCAUGUAGUAUUGCUGUUUUUUGUUUUUGUUUUUUUGAGGUUGUAAAUAUGCUGGAUGGCAGGUAUAUGUCUAUGUCUAUUUGCAACCAAGAGCAAAGGAAAAACUUCAUUUCAGCUGUGGAUUCAAACAAUGUUUCCUUCAUUUCAGAAGAUACUUGAAAGUGUUUUGGGGAACAGUAAGAAUAUAAUUAUUGCCAAAAGGAUGUGUGUGUGUGUGUGUUUGUGUGUGUGUGUGUGUGAGAGAGAGAGAGAGAGAGAGGGAUAUGAGUUAUAUUCACUUCUAACUUGUAUGUUGUGACGAGUUGGAUUUGAAAUCACUUAUUCUGACCAGUUUAAAUGUAUUUUUAUUUAAAUUCUUCAUAUCAUUUAGGUAUAUCUGCAAGAUAUUGAUGUAAUAUGCCUGAAAUAACAACUGUGUAAAGAUUUUAAUAAAUCACUUAGACUUUA
Messenger RNA from Mugil cephalus (flathead mullet), 3392 nucleotides. It is a transcript of the gene dgkaa, whose product is annotated as diacylglycerol kinase, alpha a. Bases 16 to 2520 code for a protein of 834 amino acids. The transcript has 25 exons. The record is from RefSeq and is a predicted model, not a curated record. Gene Ontology annotation, cellular component: plasma membrane. Gene Ontology annotation, molecular function: ATP-dependent diacylglycerol kinase activity; calcium ion binding. Gene Ontology annotation, biological process: diacylglycerol metabolic process; lipid phosphorylation; intracellular signal transduction. Lineage: Eukaryota; Metazoa; Chordata; Actinopteri; Mugiliformes; Mugilidae.